CCUUGACUCACUAUGGUUAGGUAACACUAUUUUCUGUGUCUUUCUUUUGUCUCUCUAUAAAAACAUUGUUUCUUUCAACUUUCUCUCUUUAUUUAUCUCUCUUUUCAUCAGAUCAGUGUUUCAUCUUCCAGAUCCUCUGGCAUACAUGGACAUCAUAAAGGAGCUGUAACAACAGAUUUGAGAUCCCUAGUUUGACUAUCACGCAGGCCUAUGCUGUCGGUGGUUUUCGAAAACAUGGGCUCGUUGUGCAGCAGAAACAAACACUACAGUCAAGCCGAUGAUGAGGAAAAUACUCAGACUGCAGAGAUAGAAAGACGGAUUGAACAAGAAACAAAGGCAGACAAGCAUAUUCAGAAACUUCUUCUACUUGGUUCCGGAGAUUCGGGGAAGUCUACGAUUUUUAAACAGAUAAAACUCUUGUUCCAAACUGGCUUUGAUGAAGCAGAGCUAAAGAACUACAUCCCUGUGAUUCAUGCCAAUGUUUAUCAGACAAUAAAAAUAUUACAUGAUGGAUCAAAGGAAUUAGCUCAAAAUGAAUUAGAGGCCUCAAAGUAUCUUCUAUCAGCUGAAAAUAAGGAGAUCGGCGAGAAGCUUUCAGAAAUUGGAGGCAGGUUGGAUUAUCCUUGCCUGACUAAGGAUCUGGUGCAGGAUAUUGAAGCUCUUUGGAAAGAUCCUGCUAUUCAAGAAACUCUGUUACGUGGUAAUGAGCUUCAGGUUCCAGAUUGUGCCCAUUAUUUCAUGGAAAACUUGGAGAGAUUUUCUGAUAUACAUUAUAUUCCAACAAAGGAGGAUGUUCUUUUUGCCCGGAUUCGAACGACAGGUGUCGUUGAAAUACAGUUCAGUCCAGUUGGAGAGAACAAAAAAAGUGGAGAAGUGUAUAGGCUUUUUGAUGUUGGAGGUCAGAGAAAUGAGAGAAGAAAGUGGAUUCAUCUAUUUGAAGGUGUAACAGCAGUUAUAUUUUGUGCUGCUAUUAGUGAGUAUGAUCAAACUCUAUUUGAGGAUGAAAGAAAGAACCGAAUGAUGGAGACCAAGGAACUCUUUGAGUGGGUCUUAAAGCAACCAUGUUUUGAGAAAACUUCCUUCAUGCUGUUUCUCAACAAAUUUGAUAUAUUUGAGCAGAAGGUUCUGAAAGUGCCCCUCAACACUUGUGAGUGGUUUAAAGAUUACCAGUCAGUUUCAACAGGAAAACAAGAGAUUGAGCAUGCUUAUGAGUUUGUAAAGAAAAAAUUUGAGGAGUCAUAUUUCCAAUGCACUGCACCAGAUUGUGUGGACCGUGUGUUUAAGAUCUAUAGAACCACAGCCCUUGAUCAGAAGCUUGUAAAGAAGACGUUCAAACUGGUAGACGAGACCCUGAGAAGGAGAAACCUCUUUGAAGCAGGUUUAUUAUGAAAUUCUUUAAAUUUUCAAAAAAAAAAAAAAAACAGAAAUGUUCAUACCUUUGAAAGAUGCAUACAAGUUUUGAACAGUGAGGUUCAAAUACAGAAAAAACAGGCUAUGGUGGGGUUGGGGGUAUCAUAUCAGAUUCAACAAUUUAAGUUUUGUCCAUGUUAGGUCUCUAAGCACAUAUUUCUUUCUAUAUCCCGGUAUUGUUAUGUUCUACUUACAAAACAGAUGGAUCAAAACAAAAAUUGAUAUUCUAUUGAUGUUCAUUUUGUUGAAUGUUGUAACAUUCUCACAGCGCGAAGUUGUACAUGCAUUGUUGGUUAACCUUUUUCUAUCUCGUGCUUUAUUUAGUUUAUCGUUUAGCUCUUA
This is a messenger RNA of Solanum stenotomum, 1752 nucleotides long. RefSeq names its product guanine nucleotide-binding protein alpha-1 subunit. Lineage: Eukaryota; Viridiplantae; Streptophyta; Magnoliopsida; Solanales; Solanaceae. Gene Ontology annotation, biological process: adenylate cyclase-modulating G protein-coupled receptor signaling pathway. The transcript is spliced from 14 exons. The record is from RefSeq and is a predicted model, not a curated record. Gene Ontology annotation, cellular component: heterotrimeric G-protein complex. The coding region runs from base 211 to 1389 and encodes 392 amino acids. Gene Ontology annotation, molecular function: G protein-coupled receptor binding; guanyl nucleotide binding; GTPase activity.